AGGCGGCGGGGCCCCUCUCAAAACCCGCGCUCUGGCCCCCGGCACCACAGCUCCCACCGUGACCCGGGGCCGCCCGGCUGCCCCGCUGCGUGUUUCGCGCACCAGACACUUCCGUGUUGCCAUGGCAACGAGGCGCCCAGCUUCCGCUUCCCCUCCGGCGGCGCCGUUGCCGUUGCAGCGGCGAUGGAGGCCGCGCCGGUGCCCGACGGCCAAUACACGGCAGUGGUGUACGGGCUGAUCGGCGGCGGGCGGUAUGGGGAGGCAGUGUCGCUGCUGAGCCGCGGGCUGCAGAAGAGCUGCCGCUCCCGGGCUGGCCUCUCCCUGCUGGGCUACUGCCACUACCAUCUGCAGGACUUCGCGGCUGCGGCCGAGUGCUACGAGCAGCUGUCGGCGCUGCACCCCGAACUGCCCGCGUACCGGCUCUGCCAGGCUCAGGCCCUCUACAAGGCCGGACUCUACGCCGAGGCCCUGCGGGCCGCCAGCCCGCUGCUGGACCUCCCUGCCUACCAGGGCCGAGCCCUGCGUCUCCAGGCGGCCAUCCACUAUGCCCAGGGUGACUUCCCGGCGGCCAAGAGCCUGGUGGAGGAGGCGCUCGCCGCCGCUGUGGAGGGCGGUCCCGGAACAGCCGAGGACCCCUCGGAGAGGGCUGACGCCGAGAUCAACCUGGGCUGCGUGCUGUAUCAGCAGGGGCGGCACGAAGAGGCCAGCGGCAAGUUUGGCAGCGCCAUACAAGUGCUGGGGUACAGCCCUGAGCUGUGCUACAACAUGGCGCUGUGCUGCUACUCUGCCAAGCAGUACGUCCCUGCCCUUAAGCAUAUUUCUGAUAUCAUAGAGCGCGGCAUCCACCAGCACCCAGAGCUCAGCGUGGGCAUGACCACCGAGGGCAUUGAUGUCCGCAGUGUUGGCAACACUCUGCUCCUGCACCGCACGGCUCUGGUGGAGGCCUUCAACCUGAAGGCGGCCAUUGAGUACCAACUGCGCAACCUGAAAGCGGCCCAGGAGGCACUCACAGAUAUGCCUCCGAGGGCUGAAGAGGAGCUGGAUCCAGUCACGCUGCACAACCAAGCACUAAUGAAUAUGGACAGCCAGCCCACUGAAGGGUUUGAGAAACUGCAGUUUCUUCUGAUGCAGAACCCCUGUCCGCCAGAAACUUUUGGAAAUUUGUUACUCCUCUAUUGCAAACAUCAGUACUACGACCUGGCAGCUGAUGUGCUAGCAGAGAAUGCCCACCUGACCUACAAACUUCUCACACCUUACUUGUACAACUUCUUGGAUGCCAUUAUUACUUGUCAAACUGCCCCUGAGGAGGCUUUCCACAAGCUAGAUGAUUCAGCAGGGACACUGAUUGAGCAGAUGAGAAAACUUGCAAAGCAGUCACAGGAAGCUAGGCAAAAUUGGGAUGAAGAAGCUGUGAAAAAGACAGUCAGUGAGUAUGAUGAAACUCUCGAUAAAUAUGUACCUGUCUUGAUGGCCCAGGCAAAGAUCUACUGGGACAUGAAGAACUACACAAUGGUAGAAAAGAUUUUCCGCAAAUCAGUGGAGUUCUGUAACGAAAACGAGGUGUGGAAGCUCAAUGUGGCUCACGUUCUCUUCAUGCAGAACAAGUAUAAAGAAGCUAUCAGUUUUUACGAGCCAAUUGUUAAAAAGCACUAUGACAACAUUCUCCAUGUCAGUGCCAUUGUGUUAGCUAACCUCUGCGUUUCCUACAUUCUGACAAGCCAGAAUGAAGAUGCAGAGGAACUGAUGAGGAAGAUUGAGAAGGCAGAAGAGCAGCUGUCCUAUGAUAAUCCAGAGAAAAAUAUAUACCAUCUUUGCAUCGUCAAUCUGGUCAUCGGUACCCUCUACUGUGUGAAGGGAAACUAUGAGUUUGGUAUUUCAAGGGUCAUUAAAAGCCUGGAGCCAUAUAACAAAAAACUGAGCACAGAUACAUGGUAUUAUGCCAAACGGUGUUUCCUCUCCUUGCUGGAGAACAUGUCUAAGCACAUGAUCAUGCUUCGUGACAGUGUUACUCAAGAGUGUGUUCAGUUUCUGAAGCAGUGUGAGCAAUAUGGAAGAAACAUUCCAGCUGUCAUUGAGCAACCCCUUGAAGAGAAGAGGAUGCAGAAUGGGAAAAAUACUGUCACCUAUGAAGCCAGGCUUUUGAGGGCACUGAUGUAUAAGAUCACUGGGUGGACUGCAUAAGUGGGGCUCCUGUACAGUAGAAACUUGAACUUGUAUCUGUUUUCUUUUGCUUGUGAAGUAAUGCUCACCCUGGUAGUCCACAGUGAUACGGGGUUUUCUUGAUUGCUUAUCUAUAAAGAUUUUUUCUUGUAUUUUAGCAACAUGCAGUGGAAAACAAUAUUCACAUUAAAUUAACAUGCGCCAAAUAACUAGCAUGCUUAGUAAUCUGUCAUGCUAAAUAUGCCGCAAGAGAUGCUGACCAAGAUCUUUAUUACAGGAAUAUCAUUGACUUUUCACCUAUAAAAUAUUUUAUAUUUGGAAAAUAUUUUAGCCUGCUAAGUUUCUUUUCAUUGGUUGACAGGUGAGGAGAAUUUGUUACCCAUCUCCUAGCACAGAAAUUGAAGAAAUAAUUGUUUUAACUUUCCUGUUUAUGUCUGUGUGCAAAAUGUUUGUUUCUUCUGCUUUAUCCAAUGUAUUUUUAAUACAUUACAGACCAUGGUUAUAGUAUAUUUUUUAAAGAAUGGCUUUAUAAUAAAAAAUGGAUCC
Molecule: messenger RNA, 2706 nt
Organism: Calypte anna (Anna's hummingbird)
Lineage: Eukaryota; Metazoa; Chordata; Aves; Apodiformes; Trochilidae
Product: tetratricopeptide repeat protein 30B
Exons: 1
Coding region: 184-2181 (665 amino acids)
Biological process (GO): intraciliary transport
Cellular component (GO): axonemal microtubule; intraciliary transport particle B
Molecular function (GO): identical protein binding; intraciliary transport particle B binding
Source: RefSeq, a predicted model, not a curated record